AUGUGUUCAACAAACACCACAGUGUACAGUUGUCGUUCUUCAGCUUUAGACACAGACUGCAAUAAAAACACCUUUAAGACGAACUUGUUUAGCACUUGCCAUAAUGUUAACGGCACUAACAUCUUUACUGAUGACACUUAGUGCAAGGACAAGUACUACAUCACCAAGGAUUACUUCGGGCUAUCAAAUGCCAGGACCAUUUAAGUGACGCUGGCUAAGAAUAAGAUCUGUCCAGUUUAAAUAUUCAACCAAAUAGGCGACGGAAUCCCAGGGUUCAUUACCAUUUAAACUGCGAACAAAGCAAACAUUACUUACAAAUAAAUGAACAAAACAAUUUACUUCAAUAAUUCAGGAGAUUUCGACAUGAAUAGUUACAAACUAGCCACCACUACUAAGUUCACAAUUGCCGAGGGAGAAGGCAUCGCAUUGAUUGGUUCAAAUCCUUUUGUCAAUGGUACACCAACAGUGUUCGAAAUCAAAUAUCAAGAUGGAAAGAAUUUGAAGGUAGGAGUAAUUAGUUUUGCUCUUUCACUCUUAACAUACUUUUUUACAUGA
This is a messenger RNA of Stylonychia lemnae, 555 nucleotides long. Lineage: Eukaryota; Ciliophora; Spirotrichea; Sporadotrichida; Oxytrichidae. The record is from the annotation of a GenBank genome assembly.